AUGUCGUCCACCAUGGAAGCAGCAGAGGACCGACCGUCCCAACUUAGAAUUUAUUUGGUCGUCUUAGCUGUGAGCACAAUAUACCUCUCGACUGGUAUGGUGACAGGAUGGUCCUCUCCAGUCCUACCUAAACUGACCUUGACGGUACAGGAGCAAGGUCUGGUGACAUCUCUUGCCUUCUUUGAAGCUGCUCCAGGACCAUUCGUCACCACCUUCUGUCUAGACACCAUCGGCAGGAAAGGGACCCUAUUCACCAUAUUGUCAUUUUAUCUGGCUUCUUGGACCAUAUUAUUAAUUUCUCAGAGCGUUUAUGUGAUCUAUAUCGGUAGGCUCUUUGCUGGCCUAGGAAUUAGUGGAUCCAUUAGUGCAGUCCCAGUAUAUAUAUCUGAGGUGGCACUACCUGAAAUCAGAGGGCGCCUUGGAGCAGCCAGUACAAUGAUGAUGUCACUCGGAGGUCUCCUCAUGUACUUGGUUGGACCUUCCGUCAGUUAUACUACCAUAUCAAUCUUUGGCAUGUCCUUAUCACUGCUAUCUUUAGUCAUCUUCUUUGUCCCAGAGUCUCCUUUUCACCACAUCAAUAAAGGAAGAAAAAAGGAAGCAAAAAUAACUCUGCAAAAGUUAAGAGGAUACAGCACGCAGGAAAAGUUGGAAGAAGAAUUGGAGGAAAUUAUAAAAACUAUCACUCAGAAAGAAGAGAAUGCCAUUGGCUGGCUGGAAGGGUUGAAACGCAGAGCAGCUUUAAAGGGAAUUGGACUUGGCAUUUUCUUAAGUUCUAUGACUUAUCUCUCCGGCCUGGUCGUUCAAUGGGCCUACGCUCAGACAAUCUUCACAAGCUUCGAGCUCAGUUUUCCAGCAAGCUACAUUGGUGUUUUAAAUACUUUUUCUAAUAUCUUAUUCUCAUUUAUCCCUGUUUUGUUGGUUAACAAGUGUAUUGGUAUGAAAGGCGGUAUUGUCAUUUCUGCAUUUGGCUGUGGGUUGACAUGUAUAUUCCUGGGUGUUUACUUUUACGUGAUCAAAGCUGGCUAUGAUCUCUACGACUACAGUUACCUAGCUAUUGUUCUUUCUGUUGCCAAUACUGUUUCUCAUUCCUUUGGAUUGGGUUCGUUAGUCUACACAAUGGAAGCAGAGCUGAUGCCUACGUCUGUUAAAGGAAUCGGAAUGGGAAUAGUUGUCUGUUCCGGCUCGCUCAUAGGUUUUGGUGUCUUACAAAUGUUCCCUAUCAUUGCAAGCGCUUAUGGAUAUUCUACUGACUUUUUUGGUUUGGGCAUUAUAAUGCUUGUAUUUGCAACUCUUGGUAUUUUCAUUCUACCUGACACAACAGGGAAAACACUUCAAGAAAUUGAAGAACUUCUUUCAUAG
Nezara viridula (southern green stink bug) is the source of this 1359-nucleotide messenger RNA. Lineage: Eukaryota; Metazoa; Arthropoda; Insecta; Hemiptera; Pentatomidae. The record is from the annotation of a GenBank genome assembly.